This is a messenger RNA of Dermacentor andersoni, 2335 nucleotides long. RefSeq names its product phosphatidylinositol-3,5-bisphosphate 3-phosphatase MTMR14-like. The record is from RefSeq and is a predicted model, not a curated record. Lineage: Eukaryota; Metazoa; Arthropoda; Arachnida; Ixodida; Ixodidae. Gene Ontology annotation, biological process: dephosphorylation. Gene Ontology annotation, molecular function: phosphatidylinositol-3-phosphate phosphatase activity.
CGCUUCUGCACUCAACCGACUGCUAACAUGGGCUCGCCCAGCAAGUCGAAGUCCAUGACACUCGUUACCGAGUCUGACCUUCGCAGCCUCAUGGAAACCUGCUCUAAAAAUGUCUUCUCUUCUAAUACUACCGAUCCUGCAAUGGUUUCCACGUUUGAUGAAAUUCAGCGGAUAUGCGUGGAGCUGUUUGAUAAAGACUAUACAGUCAAGAUCAUUGACAACAAAAGCGGUUCAUUGAGUGCCACUUAUCCUAGUAAAAUAGUAUUCCUGGCGCCUCCGGCUGAUGACGGGGAGAGUACCGACAGACGUGCCAAAGAACUACGGCAACACAUGGAGAAAGCUCGAGUUGCCAGGGCACGGACGCGUUUCGUCGUUCCGGUUAUCCUUUAUGACGGCAAGCAUAUAUGCAGGUCAGCCACGCUUUCUGGAGGAAUGGAGAUCUUCGGUCGAACUGUGACAGAGUUCGUCUACGGGGCUUCAGCCAGCCUGGGCACACAAUUAUUGGAUUCCGUGCGAAAGAUUGCGUUUCCUUCAGACAGCGGUGGAAGCACGGCAACGUCAAGCCAAGAGGCUUCACAAGAGUCAUCAGUCUCCCCAGACAAGUCCGAAAGUUCCGAUGCUACCGCCAGUUCCGGUCACCAGCAAGAUGAGAGUCAACCAUCUGUUAUCACCCAGCAGUCAUCAGAAGAAGAUGCAUCGCUGCAUGGUGAACUGCGAAAGGUUGACAUCGAGCUGCUGAAAGCGCUGUCCGUUCACAACAUCUGCGACUUGAUGGUUGAAGGCAAAAAGGAAAAAUGCUAUGUGAAGGUGACUUCCUCCGAGAAGGUUGACAAGUACAACCGGUACCGCGACUUCACAAUUUUCAAGCUCCCUUACCCAGGUUGCGAGUUCUUCGAGCCAUACGCAAGGUACGGUUUCAAAGCAAGAAACCUGCGCUUCGACUGGUCACAGAACUUUGUGGACGUCGAGCUGCAAGUUCCUGAAAUCGGUUGUUCUUCGGAGCUCGGCAUUAACUGGGCGAAGUACAAGGACUGGGACCUGCAAACACUGACCACAAACUACCUGAGGUUAUUACUGGCGGCAGUCGUAAACGGUCAAUCCGGUCUACUGGUCCACUGCAUAUCUGGCUGGGACCGCACACCACUGUUCAUAUCACUGCUCCGUCUGUCCAUGUGGGCCGACAACGAGAUCCACCAGAACCUAUCUCCGUUGGAGAUGGCCUACCUCACAGUCGCUUAUGACUGGUUUCUCUUCAGUCACAAUUUACCUAAUCGGAUACAGAAGAAUGAACAGAUAUUCUACUUCUGCUUCGAUAUCCUCAAGCAAAUAGGCAACCAGGCGUUCUCAGUGGCUACACUCAAGAAGCCAAAAGUGGACAUACAAAGCCCCAAAGUACCAACUCGAGGGGUGGAUACUGUCGAAACCAGUGCAAGCAGCUGUGCAGGAGUCCCUAUUCCUGUAAUUACCUCAUGCCCUCCUGAAGCGGAAGCCACGCAAAUGGACACCAGUGGCAGCAGCGCCUCAAGUAGUUUUAUUCAGCUCGGUUUCUCCGAAGACGAGGUUCCAUGUACAACGCAAUUUGCCAGGAAGCAGCCCGUCAUCGGAGCGUCCUCUUCCCCCGUCGGUGCGGACAGUUCAUCCGAUCUGGAAAUGUCGAAUGGCACACAUCUGACAGUAGAAAGUACGGCCCCUACGCAGGCCUCGCUAUCUCCAGCAAACGGAUCUCCAAGCAAUCACUCAGAGCGCUCCUGGGCCAUGAUCGAGUGUGUCGAAUCCACAGAUUCUGCUUCAUCUCCAGAAAGCGCAGCUCGCCAGCGUUCUUUAUCUAGGCAAAGCUGCUCAAGCAUUGAAGCCACCGACAGUGGCCAGGACCAGAAGAAACGGAGCAUCGAGUUCGUGCUACAACGUCGUACCGAGCGGCUGCAAGAGAUCCGCCGUCUCGUGAGAAAAUUCUAUCUUAAAACAUGAGGCAAACUCCGCCUACCACAUCUGCUUCCGAGCCCACCAUGCCCGUCAUCACCAGAACAGUUUGUGCUGUUUUCAGCACUUGGACACGCCCGGUCAUAGCUGCAGUCCGACACGUGUACAUGGAGUGAACUACCGAAGUUUUCGGCAAGAUUGUUUGCAGUUCUUACUUUCACCGCUCUAAGGCUCGUGACCGUCUAAUAUUGUGCGUUAAGUCCUGGUGGCAUUUGAAGAAGGCAGCGUGACAGCUGCGACAGAUUAAUUCGUUCACGAUGUAUACGUAUUUUUUCUGCUAGAUUUGCCAUUUCCUGGCUUCGUUGUACCUUUUGUGUGUUAUCCACUUUGCUUCAAUAAAUGCAUGCAAACUUUU